This is a messenger RNA of Tribolium madens (black flour beetle), 842 nucleotides long. RefSeq lists its product as uncharacterized. The transcript has 2 exons. The record is from RefSeq and is a predicted model, not a curated record. The coding region runs from base 81 to 806 and encodes 241 amino acids. Lineage: Eukaryota; Metazoa; Arthropoda; Insecta; Coleoptera; Tenebrionidae.
AAAAACACAGUAUAUCGCACUGAAAAAUAUUAUCUUAAAACUACAUUAAAUCGGCGCUAAAAGUACUUGUUUUAUUAAAUAUGAUGUUUAAACGAGUUUUGGUGUUGUACUCAUUUGUGCUAAUCACACAGAUUAACAGUUUUACGCAUGUAAAUCUUCAGGCCUUCAUAGAUGAUGCUAAAGCUCUGUUGCAAAAUCUCAAUGACCUUGCUUUGGGAAAUAUAUUAGUAGCCCAUGAUCAAAUAAAUGACUUAGGUUCAAACCUCGAUGGAUUUAGUGCAGACGUUAUAUUUAAAUCAGAGCUAGAUAUACAAGAAGAAAAUCAAGCUGUUAAUGAAGAAAUAGCCAACUUUAAAAGCUUAGCCGAAGCUGUAAACAAAAACAUUUCUGAAUGUCUUAAUGGUAAUGAAAAAAAACUAACUGAAUUACCUGAAAUUUAUCGUAAACAAGUAAAGGAAUGUAUUGCUGAUGUUCAGAAAGAGAGUAACUCUAUGCUAUCGCAAGCUUUUUAUAAUGUUGAUAUUUUAAUGAAUCAUGUGCAUGACUUGAGUUUUCAACUUGGACAAUGUCUUGAGGAUGAUAAUGAAUGUAUUUCGGCAGUUGUUGAUAAGAUAAACAACGCCAUAGAAAAUAUACCUUUAAAAAUCAAAGCUGAAGUAAAUACAGCAAAUGAAGAAGUGGAACUUUCCCAAGCGAAAAUUCAACAAUGUGCAGAUUUGGGAGUAGCUGGAUACGUAGAAGGUGUUACAGAUAUCAUGAACGAUGUUACAGUUUGUGUCAAUGAAAUUAUUUCAUCAUUUAUGUAAUCUAAAAAAUUAUACGGCUAAAAUAUAUACUAAAAA